Molecule: messenger RNA, 357 nt
Organism: Ceutorhynchus assimilis (cabbage seed weevil)
Lineage: Eukaryota; Metazoa; Arthropoda; Insecta; Coleoptera; Curculionidae
Source: the annotation of a GenBank genome assembly
AUGUUCACAAAAAUCACAUUACUCUCUUGCCUAGUAGCUGUCCUAGCUCAAGAACCAGUACCAAUAAUUUCCUCACAAUCCGUCAUCGAACCCGACGGUUCUUCCAAAUGGAACUACGAAUCUGCAGAUGGUUCCAGUCAGCAGCAAGUAGGACAACAACUUGCUGAGGGAGGACAAGCUGUCCAAGGAGUAGCUCAAUGGUACGAUCCUCAAGGUACUGUUCACACUCUUCAAUAUGUUGCCGAUGAGAAUGGAUAUCAACCAAACAGUGACGAUUUACCAGUGGCACCAGAAGUACCAGCUUCGGUAAUGAGAGCUUUGGAAUGGAACGCUGCACAUCCUGAAGAGGAGAAUUAA